AUGCCACCCCGCAAAUCGAAAAAAAAGCAAACGCGACUUGCCUUUGCUGCUGCAACCGCAUCGCCUUCAGCGGAUGUGAGUCCGGAGCAAGCCAACCGAUACGCCACACUCAAAUAUGAAAACCCAAGCUUGGGUACAUACCGUCCUCCAAAGUCUCUCAAAUUCAAGUCGGAGCCUUCGCCCGAGACAGAACAGCCGAAGCUCCCCACUAAAACGAGGUCCAAUGAUAAACCCCCAAAAGACAAAUCGGAGAAUGAACCCUUACAUAGACCUAUCCUCCUCGCCUCCCAUAAGGAAAUGCAAGCCGCGCCACCCGACAAUCUUGAAGUGGUGGUCCUCAGCCCACCAAGGCCGAGGACCACACUCAAGCGAAAGGCCGCAAGCUCGCCGAUUGACUCUAGCGACUCAGAUGAGCCCGUGGCGUCCUCAGUCACGAAACGGCGCAGGUCUACCCGAGGUGGCCAUUUUUCAAGCUCCCCUGUUCUACUCAGCGACGAUGAUUCAAACGAGUCAGUGGCUCCUUCGACGGUCAAGAGGCGCAGGCUAUCAAGGCCAGCUGCAGUCAACGAAAGCGACGAUGACUCGGAUGAACCAUUAGCCUCCUCACCAGUGAAGAGGCUUCGACGUGGACAGGAGAAAGAGACAUCCCCGUCUCCUCACACGCCCCGCCAAAUCUCUAAACAGGCCAGACUCGAUAUCGCGGAAGAUUUAGAAGACCUUCAGGAUUCAGUCGUUAAGAAAAGUCGAACUCGCGGCCGGAAUGUUGAAUCUGCCCGAGACAAGAGAAUGAAGCACCUUGAAGCCCUUCGCCGUAGACGGGCUGGUGUGAAGGAUGAGGAUGAGGAUGAAGAAGAUGACGAUGAUGACGAAGAUGAAUAUGAUUCGGAUGUGCAGGAGAUUGCACGUCCCGGCAGCGGUGCCGGCCCCUCUAGUCGUGGUCUCCGGCGUCAUCACGACGAUGACAGCGACGUAGAAUCAGCCAUCGACCCCAAUGAGAACCUUGAUCGGUACGAAGACGACUUUGUCCUAGAAGACGAACAUGAAUUCGGUGUUCCCACCGAGGAGAUCCCCUUCGAGUUCACCCGACACGCAUAUAAGCAGCCAAAGGAAUACUUCCGCGAUGUUAUCGGCUGGAUGGUGCAAAACAAACUUAACCCGGCCUUCCCUCGCUCAGAUGACAUGUACAAGAUGGCAUUCAUGAAGCUUGAAGAUGAAGUCAAGGGACGGGCUGGUUCACAGCUGAUCUCCUCCGUUUGGAACCCUAGUUUUGUCUAUGCCCUCCAGGCCCGGCCACACAUCGAGAUCGCUGCCUUCCUCACGGAGGAGAACCAUCCCUGCGAUGCUUGCAGGCGCUCUGGGCAUCCCGCUUCUAGCGACAUAAAGCUCUACGGGAAGGCGUAUUCCUUACGGACGUUGGAGCCGCUGGAAGAUGAUAAUGAUGACAGUGACGACAGUGACGACAGGGAGGGUUCUAGUAAUGAAGACGAUGGAAAGGAACGGGACCGGGAUGGCCAUGUCAUUCCACCUGAGAAUGUCCGGUAUUUUCUGGGAAAACAAUGCAAGGCGAGAGCCCAGCUCGCCCACACCCUCACGCAUUGGCGCUACCAUCUCAAUGAAUGGGUCAUUGACUUCCUCGAACGUACGGGCCAUAUGGAAUCUGACGAGAUCCUCCGGCGAAAUGAUAUGAGCGUCAAGCGGAGAACACGAAAUGCAAAUGAUGUCCUCGACAGCAUGACUGGAAGUGGUGAAGUUGAUAAGCUUUGGCGUGACUUCCACAUUAAUCUCAAGUCUGCCCGCGAGAAAGAGUUUUAUGAUGUCGCUUUCCUUUUGCAAACUUUCUCCGGCGCUUAA
Molecule: messenger RNA, 1851 nt
Organism: Penicillium griseofulvum
Lineage: Eukaryota; Fungi; Ascomycota; Eurotiomycetes; Eurotiales; Aspergillaceae
Exons: 5
Coding region: 1-1851 (616 amino acids)
Cellular component (GO): nucleus
Source: RefSeq, a predicted model, not a curated record